UCCACUACAGUGAAUUUCUCAAUGAACUGCAACUUCGAGACCACAAAUUCAAGUAGAAUUGCCACAGUAGUUUCCAUGGGCACAAUUUUAUUUCUAGGAAUAAUAUUCAAUAGUCUCGCCGUGUGGGUCUUCUGCUACAAGAUGAAAAAGUGGACUGAAACAAGGGUGUACAUGAUUAAUUUAAUUGUGGCAGACUAUAGCCUUCUUGUAAGUUUUCCUUUUAUCCUCCCCACCUUUCACCAGGAAGAUGAUGGUACUAUUUUCUGCAAAAUCAUUCAGAGCAUAUACCUAAUAAACACCCACAUGAGCAUAUGUUCAAUCACAGUGAUCGCAGUUGAUCGCUAUAUUGCAAUCAAGUAUCCUUUGAAAGCCAAAAGCUGGAGGUCUCCAAAGAAGGCGGUUCUCAUCUGUGGAAUCCUUUGGAUCAUCGUAAUUGGUUCUAUAUCUGUAUCUGCAGUGACAGGGGACAACUUUUGUUUUGGAAAAAGCAGCACAAGGAAUUUUGAAUCAACAUUAUUUUCCUUGCUAGAAUUUUUCAUCCUAUUGAUAAUCCUGAGUUUUUGUUCAAUACAAGUAAUCAUCAGCCUUAUCAAGAAAAAGAAAAUGGCUAUCUCUGAAGAAAAAGGAGUCCAGAAAGCUCUUGGAAUAGUUUUGGCCAAUCUCAUUGUAUUUAUUGUCUGUUUCCUGCCACUACAUGUUGCACUGCUCCUUAAACUUGUUGUAGAUUCAGUAGACGCCUCUUGUCCUGUCCAGGAAGGUGUUACAGCAUUUAUAAGAGUGGCUUCACGCAUCGCUAAUUCCAACUGUUGCUUUGAUGCAGUUGGCUAUUAUUUUGUUGCCAAGGAAUUUCAGGAAGCUUCUGCCGCGGUCAUUCCCAAAUUCCUACAGACCAAGGGAAAACCAAGACACAAAUUAUGCCAACCUUCACUUGAGACAGAAAUAGAUGUGCUUGAGAGACAGUCCCAGAGUCUACACGCAUACUAACAUUUAAACUAGAAAAAAAUUUAAGGUUUCAAAGGGAAAGCUGAAUGGAUUAAAAUCUGAAGGGUACCUGAGUGCAUGUCCUAAUCAUGGAGGUUGGGGUAUAUUUUUGAAUCUCAAGAAUGCCAUUAUUUUCAAGGACGUCUGGAGGAAGAUUGGGUAGAUCAAACAGAGCCAGGAAGAGGGGUGAACAAAGCAACCAAGGAGAGUGGUGCCUCAAGACUGCUGAUUUGAAUGGCUAAUGUUUCUGGGACCUAUCCCUUCCUGUGACUGGCCAAGCCUUUGAGGAGUGAACCCAGGUAAUUGUGGAAUUUUGGAACCAAAGUCUCCUGGGGUUGAUUUUUGGAAGGACUGUUUAAGGGAAAGACUCACUGAACUUUGACGAGUCCGCUCUUCAAACUUUUCUCCUCUUUUGGCCUCCGCUGGUCCUCAAGAGGACAACUACACCCCACUCUGCCUGGCAUCAUCUCAACAAAUAGGGCAGUGCCACUUCUCCCUCCCUUCCCACCGGCGGUUUCAUCAUCAUGGCAUGGUCAUCUUGGACUGGUUAUCCCAACCUACCUUGCACCAUCACGGCAGGAAGGUCAGAAGCAAUGGAAAUCCACGUCCACCACUGCUGCGGUGGAAGUCAUUGUGGUUGAGGCUGUGGAUUGUGAAUUCUGAGCUGUGAUGUACCUGCACCCUGUAUCCAACUGCUUUUGUUGUUGUUGUCUUGUUUUGUUUGUUUUUAUUUUGUAGAUAU
Molecule: messenger RNA, 1723 nt
Organism: Ornithorhynchus anatinus (platypus)
Lineage: Eukaryota; Metazoa; Chordata; Mammalia; Monotremata; Ornithorhynchidae
Product: G-protein coupled receptor 35-like
Exons: 1
Coding region: 22-984 (320 amino acids)
Biological process (GO): positive regulation of Rho protein signal transduction; chemokine-mediated signaling pathway; phospholipase C-activating G protein-coupled receptor signaling pathway
Cellular component (GO): membrane
Molecular function (GO): chemokine receptor activity
Source: RefSeq, a predicted model, not a curated record